UCGUCGGACCGCCGAGUUCAAACAACCGUGCAAAUAAACUAGAUUGUGCGCCCCUCCAAGAAGGUGUGAGUGUGUGUUUGUGUGACCGAGCUUAGCCAAUUCCUACGAGUAUAGGCAUAUAUAUAGUAGCGCCAGAAGUCGGCUACGCGCAUUCGGGCAUCAAACAUCUACGGCCGACGUCUACGUCUAACGGUCUCGCAAUCGAAGCCAAUCGAACGAACCAGAAAUCGAAUAUCGAAAAUUAAAAGCCAUUUGUAAUCGAAGCAAUUCGAUAAAACCCAAUCAUUUCCGGUGUGUGUUUGCGUGUUUGUUGUAGAAGUAAAAAAAAUAAAACCGAGCUUUUUAGCUCGCGACUCACGCACCCAGCAGGAGAAACAAAAAAAAACAUAAAUAAUAAUAAUAAAUAAAAUACAAGAAAAUAACAACAACAACGGCGGCAGCAAGCUCUGCUAAUUUUAAACGACGGCAAAUGGCGUGGACGCAGACGUGGAUGUGGUUGUACUUGUGACAGUGGAUGCGGAUUAUGCAACUGAGGCCAGGCGGAGGAGCGGAGAAGACCCCAGAUAGACGGUUUAAUUAUCAGCGCCAGAUUAUUAUCACCGCAGCGGCGAUGCAGCGGUGACGGUUCCGGAGAGGACCCGUGUAUGUGCUCUCUCUCCGGUUACGGAAUGCACCCAGCUACCUGACCACAGCCGCCGCCAGUUCUAAAGCCGCCACCGACCGCAGCAGUGAGCAGGAGCGCCCAGGUCGUCCCAGCCUAAAAAUAUCCGGAGUGCCAAUUGCCAGUAAUUAGGCGAAAUUAAGAGGGGAACCCAUUGACGGAUCCCGACCCUAGAUCAAACACAAACUCAGACAUACAGAGAGACAUGUUGGCCACGGACAAGGGCACGCCAAUGGGGCCCACGCCAAUCAUAGUGAGCAGCCGGCAGGGGCAGAAAUCUCAUUGCCAUGGCCAGGCAACGGAUCAGCAGCUCCUGCAGCAUCAUCACCUGCAUCUUGCCGGACAUCCAGCACAUCCUGGAACGCAUCCCACAAGCACACACCUGCCCCAGCACACACACUCACCUGCCUGCAACAAGCGCCUGGAAGCGGAGACUCCGCGAAGGGAUCUCCAUGAACUCCUGCUCGAGAUCCUGGACAUGAUGCUCUCCUGUCUGGUGGUGGCACCCUGCGUGAUCGCCUACUGGCGCGGCACUUGGGAGCUGAUGGGCGUGUAUCUCUUUCCCAACAGCCUGCCUCUGUCUGCGAUGGCCAGCUUCCUAAUUGGCGGCCUGGGACACUUUGUGUUCACCAUAACGCAGAACUUUUUCAAAGAGCACAUCCAUCCGGAUAGGCGGCGCCUCACCUACUAUACGGUGUCGCGGAUAUAUACCGCCAUUUUUGGAAUUGUCUGCGUUAAUAUGUGGCGCGGUGCCUGGCUACUCUGCGACUGGCUGACCAGCGUGGAUUCCCUCAUCAUAGUCUCUGUGGUCACGGCCAUCGCCCUGAUCUUCUUAGUGGCCACAAGGACUCUGAGGAACCUGGGCGCAGCCCCCUAUACCGUGACCAUGGAUCACAAGAGCGAUUACUUCGAGGUGGACACCAUGUUCAAGAUACCCGGUUUUCAUCAACCUGGCCUGUAUGUGUUGGACACUCUCUUCUCGGUCUUUGUCAUUGGCAGCCUGGUGGUCAUCGCCUGGCGCGGUGUCUGGGGCAUCUUUGACUUGCUCUUGUUUCCCCGGGAUAAGGCCAAGUCCGCUUGGGGUUCGCUGAUGAUUGGCUAUCUCACGGUGGCUGUCACCUUCCUGAUUCAUCCGUUGAUGCGGUACGUGUGCCGUCGGAUUAGCGGCAUCUUCAAGCUGAUAAUUUGCGACAUUUAUUAUCUGAUGACAUUCUUUGGGGCGGUGAAUGCCUGGCGCGGCAUCUGGAAUCUGCUGGAUGUGUAUCUGUAUCCAGAAAACAAGCUCUUGAGCUUCUGGCUGACACACCUUAUUCCCUUCCUGCUGCUGGCUGCCAUCAAGUGCUCCAACUCCAUCCUGGUGCGCGGAGUAUUCAUCGAUGGCGAGGGUGUAGGCGCCGAGAGCGUCGAUAUACCCAUCAAUUAUGUGCGCCUGCACUUCCUCCGCGAACGCCGGAAGAAGACUGCCCAUUCCGCGGAGUCCUCGAAGUCUCCGCCACCGCCGCACUAUUAUCUAAAGCCAGAGCACGCCUCGCUGGGCCGGCUUGCGGAGAAGGACAAGGAGGCGCAGAGCAGCCUCAUCGAGAGGCCACAUUCCGCCGUGCAGAUCGUUUAGUGAUCUUGUGGGGCACCCUUUAAAUCGUUUCUAUGUCUAGAUGUUAACCUAGUUAUAAUCGCCUAAGCCUAAUCUUACCGAGCUUACUUAAGAGUCCGAUGUUUAGUUAUUAUCCCCGUAGUCUCCCGGUGUAGUAGUUCCAUAAUAUCUAGACCUGUACAGAACGAUCCUAGACCUUAAGAAUAAUAUUUGCAUUUUCCGCAACAGGUUUACGUAUCAAAAAUUUUAACCUGGUGACGAAGGCUCACUCACCCCACACACUCACAGCUAGUUAAGUUAAUAAACAAUACGAGUAUAAACAUUGUACAUUGAUAUUUUCAUAUAUCACAAGAAUAUAUAUAUAAAUAAAAGAUUGUAAAUACUA
Drosophila kikkawai is the source of this 2637-nucleotide messenger RNA. It is a transcript of the gene fusl, whose product is annotated as transmembrane protein fuseless. Gene Ontology annotation, biological process: neuron-neuron synaptic transmission; clustering of voltage-gated calcium channels; neuromuscular synaptic transmission. NCBI's taxonomy places the organism in Eukaryota, Metazoa, Arthropoda, Insecta, Diptera, Drosophilidae. Gene Ontology annotation, cellular component: presynaptic membrane. The record is from RefSeq and is a predicted model, not a curated record.